Coccinella septempunctata (seven-spotted ladybird) is the source of this 3485-nucleotide messenger RNA. RefSeq names its product sodium-dependent noradrenaline transporter-like. The transcript is spliced from 16 exons. The record is from RefSeq and is a predicted model, not a curated record. NCBI's taxonomy places the organism in Eukaryota, Metazoa, Arthropoda, Insecta, Coleoptera, Coccinellidae. Gene Ontology annotation, biological process: dopamine uptake involved in synaptic transmission; sodium ion transmembrane transport. Gene Ontology annotation, molecular function: dopamine:sodium symporter activity. Bases 422 to 2809 code for a protein of 795 amino acids. Gene Ontology annotation, cellular component: neuronal cell body membrane; neuron projection; presynaptic membrane.
CCCUGAAUAUUCGAUAAGCCGCUCAUUUUCAUCAUAAGCAGAUAUCAGCGUGCGUAUUUCCAUCCCCGUCACAUCGAGUGUUGUGGAUAGAUUCACGAAGAAAUGAUAGCAUCCCUUAGUUUCGCGACAGACAUCACACCGGUGGCAGCAGAGCUUAAGGCGCGUGUCGCUGCUCAUCUGAUAAAAAUAUUCAAACUUUCCUGAACUUAGACGAUGUGGGGGCAAAGAUUUUAAUUAUUACCUAGACCAUUCUUGAAACACCAAAUUCAUACUCCUCUUUCAACUCGUAUAGUUGGUAUGAUUGUGUUUAUUUAUAAUGUUAAUACCCGAAAAUUUUGAACAUUAUUUGGCGUCGUUUCAGACGGCGUUUUUAGAUAGUUUUGAGAUUUCAUAGGGAAUUUAUGUGAUAAAUUUAUCAACGAUGUCGUCCAAAAACAUAUACGAAAAUUUACCGUUGAAAAACUUGAACAAAUCUGAUAAGAAGCAGUUGGAAAACGAACCACUUGUUACCCAAAGAAUAAAGACUAUUCAGAAUAUUUUCAACCCCAUAGAUCUAAAAUCGAAAAAACGUAAAAGCAAUCCGGAUAUCUACAACAAAAUCCCUGUGAGCAAGAAUAAACCAAAAUCAUCGAAAAGUAUUUCUGAGAUGUUUUGCAGUAAAAACAUCAAUGGUUUGAAUGAAACCGUCGGGAAUUCGAAAAAAGAAAAUAACUCUAGUAAGAGUAGCGAGUCUUUGUGUAGAAAUUCAGGAGAUAAGCAAGAUAACGAAAGCGUGAAAUCUGGAAAUGGAGUAGAGUCAAACAUCAAAGAUAAAUGUUUGAAUAUUCACUCAACACCAACAUCGACAUUUGAUGAUGGAUAUGAAUCUUGCAAUAGCACUCCUUUGGUUUCGGGGAAGGUACAACCGUAUAAGCGCAGUAAUACAACGUCAAAUCUAAUUCUAACCUGUACGUUGAGGAAAAAAGAACUUCACGUUCAGCUCGAAGAGGACGAGAGAGGAUACGAAUCCUUCGCACUUUCGGCCAGCUCCAGCCAGGAUGCGGACGAGGGGGAGACAGGGGGUCUUUCAGUUAAUUCGCGGUUCGAAGAUGAUAACAGAGAGACCUGGGGAUCCAACGCAGACUUUUUAUUAUCAAUUAUUGGCUUCGCAGUAGAUUUGGCUAAUGUGUGGAGAUUUCCUUAUCUCUGCUAUAAAAAUGGAGGAGGUGCCUUCUUAAUUCCCUACACUUUGAUGUUGAUAUUCGGAGCAGUCCCUCUGUUUUAUAUGGAGCUUAUUCUGGGACAAUUCAAUAGGCAAGGGCCAGUGAGCCUCUGGAGAAUUUGUCCAUUAUUCAAAGGUGUUGGAUUUUGUGCUGUGCUAAUUGCAUUUUACGUUUCAUUCUAUUAUAAUGUUAUCAUAGCCUGGGCACUUUAUUUCCUUGGAACUAGUAUAACUUCAGAACUUCCAUGGCUUCAUUGUAAUAACUCAUGGAAUACUGAGAAAUGUUGGGAAAGCAUGACACCACUUAGUGGAGACAAUAAAUCACUCAGUAUUCCGAAUAAUUUUUCCACGAAUCAACAUACACCAGCGUCAGAAUUUUUUCAUCGAGCUGUUCUUGAGAUGCAAUGGAGUGAUGGUCUUCAUGAUAUGGGAUAUCCCAAGUGGCAAUUAGUCUUAUGCCUAAUCACAGUAUAUGCUACACUUUAUAUUUCUUUAUUCAAAGGUGUCAAGUCUUCUGGUAAAGUGGUCUGGAUAACCGCAACAAUGCCUUAUGUUGUUCUCACCAUACUUUUAAUUAGAGGUUUGAUGUUACCAGGAGCAGUCAAAGGAAUUUCUUAUUAUUUGAAACCAGAACUCUCCAAGUUGAAAGAGACACAGGUUUGGUUGGAUGCAGCCGUUCAAAUAUUUUACUCUGUAGGAGCUGGAUUUGGUGUACAUUUGUCUUACGCCAGUUACAACACUUUUCACAACAACUGUUAUAGGGACUGCCUUGUUACUACAGCUGUGAACUCAUUUACCAGUUUUUUCUCAGGAUUCGUUAUUUUUACCUAUUUGGGAUUUAUGUCCUAUAAACAGGGCGUUGAUAUCAGUCAGGUCGCAGCAGAAGGUCCAGGUUUAGUAUUUCAAGUCUACCCAGAGGCGGUGGCCACUUUGCCAGGAUCCUAUAUUUGGUCCAUGCUCUUCUUCUUUAUGCUGAUUAUGCUGGGACUCGACUCAGGAAUGGGUGGCUUGGAGUGCGUCAUAACAGGGUUGAUGGACGAAUUCAGUCAUUUCUUCAAGAAGAGAAAGUUUGGUAGAGAAAUAUUCACUCUUAUAGUUAUAUCAGCUUCGUUUUGUGUGGCAUUGAUAAAUGUCACUCCGGGUGGCAUUUACAUGUUUCAUCUCUUCGACACAUAUGCUGCCGGCAUAUCACUUUUGUGUUCCGCCCUUUUUGAGGCUGUUGCGGUAUCGUGGUUUUAUGGUCUGGAAAGGUUCACACAAGAUGUCGACGCGAUGCUUGGCCAUAAACCUGGACUUUAUUGGAGAAUAUGCUGGAAAUUCAUCAGUCCACUUUUUAUCAUUACUGUCGUGUUAUUUGGGCUCCUUUACCAUGAGCCCCUUCAAUACAAUGACUAUUUUUAUCCAAAUUGGGCCGAGUGGGUCGGUUGGGGUUUGACCCUCUCAUCCAUAUCGAUGAUACCACUAUGUGCCAUAAUUCAAAUCAUGAGAACUCCAGGAACAUUCUCCGAGAAAAUUGCUCUUAGUAUAUCACCUGAAGAAGAACAUGAUGCUAUAAGAAGAAACAAGUUAAUAGGAAGAUUCAAAUCCAAGCAUUGGCUGUUUGUUUGAAUUUCGACUACUUAUGAUCGACCCAAUGAAUGUGGAACAAUCAGUUCCUAUGUAAGAUUGAAUUACAAAUGUUUAUGAUAUUUAAAUAUAUGAAAAUAAUUAUAGACAAUAAUAUUCUAGUAGCUAGUAGUUCAAUUCUAGAUCUAUGUAUACAUCUUUGUUGAUUUCUAGUAACGCUGGUCGUUGAAAUUAUUUGUUAUACAUAAUAUAUCGUGAAAUAUUUCAUAGGAAAUCUGUCCAAAUGCUUCAAGAGCAAGUAUCUCAUAUUGUAUGGAAAAUAUAUAUAAUUGUUUUCACAUAUUGGGGGUAGAUGACUACUUUCCGAAUAUUUUUUUUGAACUUGUUGGAUAUAAGGGCUUAGCAAUUAUUGAAUUUUGGUGCCAAACUGUAAUGCCCUUUGGAAUUUGUCCUCUUUCUGAUGAAUAAAUUUGAAUUAUCAUAAUCAAAAAUUGGGAGGAAUACUUGAAUGUUGUAUAAUUGUAGAACAUUGUAACUUGUAUGAAUUACCAAGAACAAAGUAUUAUAUAUAUCGAGUAAAAAAAAUGACACGUAAUAUUCUGGGUAAAGCCUUCAUACCCAGAAUAUUGGAAUACAUUUUUAAGCGAAUGAGUCACCUGUACAUUUUGAUUUUGUUAUAAAAAUCAUCUGGAUUAUUGAAUAAAAAAUUCGAAGUAAA